Molecule: messenger RNA, 5271 nt
Organism: Dreissena polymorpha
Lineage: Eukaryota; Metazoa; Mollusca; Bivalvia; Myida; Dreissenidae
Product: beta-alanine-activating enzyme-like
Exons: 19
Coding region: 106-3810 (1234 amino acids)
Biological process (GO): amino acid activation for nonribosomal peptide biosynthetic process
Molecular function (GO): protein binding
Source: RefSeq, a predicted model, not a curated record
UCUGAGUCGCCAUUUUAUUAUUAAAUGCUACUUACUUAAAAUGUUCGAAAGCCAUAGACGAAAAGUCAGUCGCUGCUGUUUUGUCAGUGUACGGAAUCGGAGAUAAUGGAAAAUACAACUUGUUUUAAGAUCACUGGUCCAGUUUAUGACGUCAACGGUGUUACUCUACACAGUCUGGUAGAAGAAGCUGUAGCUAAACAUGCAGAAAAUGAUUGUGUUAUUUGUGAUAAAGGAACCACUCGGACUUGUCUAACAUACAGCCAUUUAUGGGACCUUGUUUUGAAGGUUGAGCAUGAGUUGUCUCCAUUUGUGAUCAAAGGGGAGGUGGUUUCAUUGUGCCUGAAAGUGGAUGAACGAAUGCCUGCAGUUCUGAUUGGUAUUCUGAAAAUGGGGAUGGCAUUUUACAACUUUAAUGCCAAGAGCUGCUGCUUUUCUACAGAAAUCACGAGUCAGCUGGGAUCAAGGGUGGUUAUCGUUCAUCAAGAUUUUGAGAAGAAUGUCGCAGAAGCACUGGCGCAGAAAGAAAUGGUAUUUGAACAGCAUACUGUCCAUGAUAAUGACCUCCAUGACCUUAGUGUUUUCGUGAUAAAGGAAAGAGAGAGGAAGUUCUAUGAUUGUGGUUUGGCAUAUUGUAUAACUACGUCAGGCACCACUGGCCGUCCAAAAGUAAUUCAGGUCCCUCAUUCCUGUAUAGUGCCAAAUAUUCUACAUUUGAGAAAGAUUUUUAACUUGACCCCAGCUGACCUUGUUCUUUGUGCCACAAGCUUGACCUUUGACCCAAUGAUAGUUGAAAUAUUUACGACCUUGAGUAGCGGAGCGUCUCUCUUAGUUGUCUCCCCUGACAAGAAAAUGAAUGCUAGCCUUCUUCUUGAUACCAUCGUCAGAAAUAAAGUCACUGUGAUGCAGGUGACUCCAUCAUUGCUGUAUUCUGGGAACCUUUUUGCUCUACUUGGACACAACUCCUGUCUAAGAGUAUUGGCUUUGGGUGGGGAGCAGUUUCCCAGCACUGAAUGGCUGGCUAAAAAUAGAGAUUCUAAAAAUGAAACACAGCUGGUCAACCUGUAUGGUGUCACCGAGGUGUCGUGCUGGGCAAUGUAUUAUGUGGUCACAGAGGAAGAUAUAAGGGAAAACAACAAGAUUCCACUUGGUAAACCUCUAGCAAACACAGAGGUGGAGAUUGUAAUUGUCCAAGAUACUGGUGAAAAGACGUUUGGGCAGGUUUGCAUAAGUGGUAAUGGAAGACAAUGCGUUAUUGGUGAAGAUCCGCAAAGCCAGUUCAGUGAUGUAUCAAACAGAGGAGUUAACACUGGAGAUUUUGUAGAAAUUCAGGGAGACAACUGGUAUUUUUGUGGUCGACAGGACAGUCAACUGAAGAGAAAUGGGCACAGAAUCAAUUUACUGGAGAUAAAGAACGUUGCCCUCAGUUGCCAAAAUAUAACGGCCUGCGAAGUGCUUCACAUCAAACGUUGGCAAAAGAUAGUCGUUUUUGUUAUGCUACUAGAUGGUGUCCAUAACAACACAAGGGAAGUUGUUUUGCGCCACAUGCAUAGUCGUUUACCAAGUUACAGCCUGCCAGAUGAUGUACAUAUUGUACAAGAGAUACCAGUAACAGAACAUGGUAAAGCAGAUAUUAGACUUUUAGAAAAGCUGUACUGUACACUGAAAACAAAGAAGCUGGAAGAUGGUGACCUUGUCGAAUAUUUGGCCUCAGCAUGGAUGGAUCUGUUGGAAGUUAAUGAGUAUCACCUUAUUGUUUCAAACUUUGUCCUCGAUGGUGGUGAUUCUAUAAAAGCAGUACAACUGGCAAAUGAGUUGGAGGCAAAACUUAAACGCAGGUUACCAUUUUUGAUGGGCAUUCUAAUGAACCAGACUUUCCAGCAAGUAAAGCAAUACGUAAUUGCUGCUGCAAGAAAUGGAGAUAAAGAUUUAUGUGAAUAUGAGAAGACAAAUUCGCCAGAAACAAAGGAGAAAUUUGUACAUACUUUUCCUGGAAAUGAAAACGACCUGUUUGAUUCUGCUGAAAAUAAGACUAACAUGGUAUCAAGGCAAGUUACUAGCACUAUUGUGAUGAAUGAAAGUGAUACAGGAUUUGUAAGAGGUUAUAAGGACAAUAUAUCUGAAAUCAAUGCCGUUGUCGAGUUGCAUUUUACUAACAUAGAUCAGCGCAAAAUUGAAGAAAAGGUUGGUUCAAAUGAAACUUCGAACUCUAGUUUCAGCGGUGAAGUGAAUGAAAAAUUUUCGGCAUCAUCACUGAAAAGAAAGAAAUUAAAUCAGAAUAAACCUGAAGAUAAAUAUUUAUUCGAAAAUGUAGAUAUAGCGAGAGAUGAUACUAAUCACCAAUUACAUGCAAAAUCUGAAGAAAGCAGUACUUCUGAAGCAGUCAUUAAUUUAGAUAGGUCCGAUUUCAAGCAUUUCAGUAAUAUAUCGACUAUUGAAGCUGCAAGUAAAAAUGGUGUCAAGAGAACAAAGUGUUCUGAUCCAUUUUUGGUGUCCAUUAGUGGCGGAAAUAAGAUCCACUUUCUUCAGCCAGCUUUUGAUCUCGGAGUAAAUGAUAAUUUCGUACGAAAUAUAAUGGAACACAUUUGUAUUGAAAAAAACAACCAUGAAGAGGUAUCUAGUCAGAGAAUUGAAAAGGUGAGGAUUCAGUUGAAGCUCGUUUGGAAACACGACAUGAAGAAAUGUGUUGAUGCCAGUCCGGUGAUCGCAAUAGGAAAACACAGGUCUGUUGUGUUUGUGGGUUCCCACUCCUACAUGUUUUCCGCCAUCGAAUUGCACACUGGCAACAUUCUUUGGAGUCUCACGUUUCCAUACAGGAUUAUGGAACAAGCUGCGCUCAGUGUUUGUGGAACCAAGAUUAUAGUGUGUUGUGUGGAUGGCUAUGUAUACGUCCUAGAUUCCCACAGUGGCGCCAUCUUGUGGCAGUUCAACACCGGAUCCGCACUGCAGUGUGCUCCCACAGUCGAUUAUGUGUCGGGUCACGUGUUUGUGCGCAAUUUUAACGACGUUUACGUCUGCCUUGACGUAAAAGAAUACAGAGAAGUGUGGAGGGUUUCAUUACCAGAUCUUCCGGGUAAAACAUCGGGAGCAGUUAGUCACUGUCCGCAUCAAGUCUACUUCACCAGCUCUCGCUAUGGUGUCGUCUUCCCUCUAGAUAGUGACAACGGCUGGGUGUUGUGGCAGUACAAGAUUGGUAUUCCAGUGCUGGUAUCCCCCGUUGUGUCCUCCAGAGGCGUUCUUGUGGCGUGUACGGACGGACAACUGUAUCACAUCACUCACAGUGGAGAAUUGAUUUGGAAAACCAGGGUUUGCAAUACUGGAAGAAUAUCUUCCCCUCCAUCUUUAGAGAUUUCCGAUUUGGGUCUAGCAAUAGGGAACAACAGAACUCUAUCAAAAAUAUUCAUUGGAACACACAAUGACAAUAACAAAACUGACAGUUCUAUUGUAGUCAUUAAUGCAGAAAAUGGAUGUAUAGAAACGUCACGAUCUAUACUUUCGGGUAUUCCAACAUCUGUUUUUCCAUAUACGCUGCGUAUUGGAUGUGUCAGGAAAAAUAUUGACAAGACAUGUACCCAGGGUAGAACCACAGAAGACAACUGUACUACACAUGAUAAGAAAAUAAACAUAGUGCUAUUUACUGACACGCAUGGGAUGAAUAUUACAUCCGCAUCAACAUUUGAUAUUCUGUGCCAAGUUGGAGGAUUCCAAAAGGAGAUUUGGUCAUCCCCGGUUUUGUAUGACAAUUUUGUAGUAUUUGGUUGCCGAGACAAUCAUGUGUAUUGCUUCAAGAUAUCUGCCAGCCAGACUGAAUAAUGUCUGAUGUAGUUAGGUUCAUUUUUGUAUUGGUACAGAAGUACAGUAAACGUUUUGGUCACCCAAUAGCUAUUUUUAUUAUCCCGCGUCAAAAGGGAACAAUAUAGUCCUGGCAUAGUCCGAUGGUCAGUCGGUCUCAGGAUUUCAGUCAGUCCGUCAGUCCUUAAGUUUGUCCAUAUGUAACAAACUGUUUAAGGUUAUAUCUCAGAAUCUAUGUAAGAUUGAAACAUGAAACUUCAUGGGUAUAUACAUAUCAAUGAGGAGAAAUGCCAUACACAAGAACCAUAACCCUACACUUUCUUAAUUAAGAGUUGUAACCUUUUUAACCAGGUUUUCUGAAGGACAAAACUGGUUAUUAGAUUGGCGAAUGCGGCGGGCUGGCUGGCUGGCUGGCUGGCUGGCAGGCUGGCGGGCGGAACAAGCUUGUCCGGGCCAUAACUUUGUCGUUCAUUGUGAGAUUUUAAAAUCAUUUGGCACAUUUGUUGACCAUCAUUAGACGGUGUGUCGCGCGAAAAAAUUACGUCAAUAUCUCCAAGGUCAAGGUCACACUUUGAGUUCAAAGGUAAAAAAUAGCCAUAAAUGAGCUUGUCUGGGCUAUAACUAUGUCAUUCAUUAUGAGAUUUUAAAAUCAUUUGGCAAAUUUGUUCACCAUCAUGGGACGGUGUGUCGCACGAAAGAAUCACGUCAAUAUCUCCAAUGUCAAGGUCGCCACGACUAAAAAUAGAUUUAUUUUAAAACAAACUUACAAAGGGGGUUAAUUUUGUUUGUUCAUUUCAAAAGUUCAGUUUGAGUUGUCUCCCUUUAUCAGAUUUUUUUUCACAAUGAAAACCUGGUUUUGUGACAAUUUUGUCCCUUGUUAUUAUAUGUUUCGUUUCAGGGCUAUAUCUCAGAUUCAAUUCAAGAUUUCAACUUGAAACGUAAUGGGUGUAUUUAUAUCAAUGAGGAAAAGUGCCCUGCACAAGAACCAUAACCAUACUUUUUAAAUAAGAGUAAUUGCCCAUUGUUGUUUUUGUACAAUGCAAAAUCUAAGAUACUUCUCCAGAUUUCAACAUUUCAAAUAUGUUGGUAUAUCGAUGAGGAGUAUUGCAAUGAAUAAAACCGAUAGCUUCACACAUUGUUAUUUUACAGUUAUUGCCUCGUUUAAUCCAUCGGCACCCAGAAAUAAACACAAUUUAUUUGGCUGGGGAUAUGAGUUAAUUGAAUUUGCUUGUUUAUAAAAAUGGCAUUCGCUUCAUGACUUCAGUUUCGAGCGAGGUAUUGCAAUCAAAAUUGUAUUUAGGUAGCAUACAUGUAGGCAUAGCUUGGGAAGCAGUAUUGUCAUCUCCUGUCUUGAUCACGAAAAACCUUCUAAUUGGAAACAUGCAUUUUUUAACCACAAUUUUAUAUAUUUGUAUAAGUAUUUUUAAAGCAAUUGUAUAUGCCAGUACCUGUAUACUUUGAAAGGAUUAUGAUAUUGCAUUU